AUGCUUACCCACUCCUAUCGAUUUCACCAGCACCUAUAUUUUUAUUCUCAAGGCCGGAACAUCUUCCUACAUGGCAAAUUAUCUUCAUUCUACCUAAUAGCGAGACAAGUGACGGAUUGCGAAGAAGGUCGUGCGCGAAUGCUCCAAGUCUCUUGGUAUGCGGGUAUGUGGCGUUGUGUUAACCGGGAUAUUGGUAUCAACACUACUUGUUUCUGUUCUGUGCACGCACGAGGUUCUCCAUAA
Morchella sextelata is the source of this 243-nucleotide messenger RNA. RefSeq lists its product as uncharacterized. The coding region runs from base 1 to 243 and encodes 80 amino acids. Lineage: Eukaryota; Fungi; Ascomycota; Pezizomycetes; Pezizales; Morchellaceae. The transcript is spliced from 3 exons. The record is from RefSeq and is a predicted model, not a curated record.